AUGGACGCCUGCUUGCUUGCUCUCUUCGUCAUCGCAGCAGUGCUUGUCAUCAUCUGCUUGUUGUGCUGCACGAACAAUCAUAAUCAAGACCAGCAGCAGGCGAACGCCCGGCUGCCGGAGGAGAUAGACGCGCACACCAAAUCCAUCGCCAUCGCCUUGCUGAACCGCGUCACGUAUCCUCGCCGCCGUAACGCCGCCGGCGGCGGUGAUCCUGAUCCAUCAGCAGCAGAAACACUAGUAGCAGAGGACUGCGCGAUUUGCCUGGGCCCGUUUGAGGACGGCGACCUGUGCAGCAUCAUGCCAGUCUGCCGCCACGAGUUCCACAGGGACUGCAUCGUCAACUGGUUAUUAAUGGCCAACAACAACACAUGUCCCCUGUGCAGGGCUCAACUGCAAUGGUCGGCUGUUGCUGAAAACAUGGUGUAG
This is a messenger RNA of Panicum virgatum (switchgrass), 426 nucleotides long. Its product is annotated as RING finger protein 215-like. Gene Ontology annotation, biological process: protein ubiquitination. Gene Ontology annotation, molecular function: zinc ion binding. Lineage: Eukaryota; Viridiplantae; Streptophyta; Magnoliopsida; Poales; Poaceae. The record is from RefSeq and is a predicted model, not a curated record. The coding region runs from base 1 to 426 and encodes 141 amino acids. The transcript has a single exon.